GGGCGGGCGCGGCGGGGCUGCGCUGCGCUGCGCCGGUGCUGCGCGGCGAUGGAGGAUCCCCGAGGAGCGCCGCUGGGACUGCUGCUGGGGCUGCUCUCCUUCCUCGCCUCCCGCGGAGGGACAGCGGCGUUUCUGGUGACAGUCCCAUACACACUCUGCAUCUGCCCCGAGGGCCAGAAUGUCACCCUGAGCUGCCGAGUGAGCGGGCCGCCCGCUGACCACCACGACCUGAUCUUCAAAACCUGGUACUUCAGCAACAACGGUGACCAGAGUUGCUCUGAGAAGCGGCACGUUCGCAACCUAACCGAGAAGGAACUGCGCCAUGAUCCAGGCAGGCACCACAGCACCGCUGCCAACAGCACCGCGAGGUCCCCCCAUGGAUCACUGGCUAGUCACCAUGGUGUGGAGUUCGUCCCUGACCACCACGGGGCUUUCCACAUUGUGGUGAUGAACCUGACGCUGCAGGACAGUGGGAAUUACUGUUGCUACGCCAUGGAGACACGGCGGGAUCACGGGAAGGCCCAUACCCUGCACAUAGCUCAUGGCUUCGUGGAGCUGCAGAUCCAGAGGGGCAGAGGAUCGCUUCAGAACUGCACCUUUCACACUGCCACCAGCAAAGAUAUCACGGCCGCUGCACUGGCAACAGGCGCCUGCAUCGUGGGCAUCCUCUGCCUGCCCCUCAUCUUGCUCCUGAUUUACAAGCAGCGGCAAGCGGUCAGCCACAGACGUGCUCACGAGCUGGUCCGAAUGGAGAGUAGUGCUCAGGGCAUCGAGAACCCCGUCUUCGAGGCGCUCCCUGCGGGCAGCACUGAGCAGCGGCCCCGGCCCCAGCUCUCCUACUUGGGCGGGCGGCAGCUCUCUGAGUCUGGCCGGCACCUGCUGUCUGAGCCCAACACCCCGCUGUCCCCACCAGCCCCUGGGGAGUGCUUCUUCCCCACUCUGGACCCUGUUCCUGAUUCACCAAAUUCCUUGAAAGCCUGAAGAGCCCCAUGGCAAACGCAGCGGAGGAGGGCCCUGUGUUGUGGUUGUGCUGGAGGGGAUACAGCCAGGGUGGGCAGCAACUCCCACCCAGCCACCCCCAGCAGGAAGAUUAAAAAUAAAUUGAAUAAAGACCUCCACACCUUCCUCUUCCCACUACCUGUAUGGCAGCUGCUGGUUUUCCCUCACAUUACAAGGAGGAACGCGAAGAGAGAACAAUGGAAAGAGCCUGAUCUCAGUCGUCAUUAUGCACCGGGCAAUAGAGAAGGGGAGGAUGCCAAUAAAAUCAAACAACAGCAAAGUGCCUUAAAAAAUCAAGUCAAGCCCAGGAGCCUUGCCCGUUUCCCCUGUCCCAGCGACCUCUCUUGCUUGGGCUUUGGGUUUUACUGCCUAUUUCCAUGGCCAAGAGCAUGGAGAGGGACGAUUGUGCGCAGCCUGUGCGAGGAUGUAUGCUAUUGACAUUUCAUUGAUUGUGGAUCUCACCUUGUGCCUAAAUCCCAGAGGAUGGAAGGAAGAGCAGCUCUGGGCCCCAGGUGCUGCAACUCUGGCUCCUCCUGCCAGCCUCCCCCAGCACUUAACUUAUUGUCAGGGGCUCCACCUGCGUGGUGCUCACCCGUCCUGCUCGCUUGGACAGCACAUCCUUUCCAGGAGCAUAUGGUAAAGUACUUGAAGCACUGCGAGACAAAACAGUGGCACCAGCCAACUUUACACGAAGGGUUUCUUUGCAAAACAGGAAGGGGAGAGGCUCACUCCUGCAGCAGCCCUCCUGCCCCACUGCCUGCUGGCACGAUCUGCAGCCAGAGUUUGUGCUGUGAUUCUGUACUCGGCUUCAGAGCAGUAGGAUUCAUCUUUCUGUUUGUGUCAUUAUCAGUGCUGAUUAAAAAGCAUCCUUUUUUUUUUUUUUUUUUUUUUUUUUUUUUAAGCUAAUAAGUCAGAUAGGUUGUCUGCAGGGUGCUGGUGGAUUUUCUGGCUCUGCAUGCAGCUGCACUGGCAUCACCUUCGCUGCAAAACUGAGCAGUCCCAGGGCACUGAAACAGCCGGCGCCAUGCAAGCAAAACCUGUCUAUGCACAGCAACCCUGGUGCAGAAAGCUGCCCAGCCUCAGUGGCACGAAGCCAUCAAGGAAAGGCUGUGCCUUUAUGAGGAGGAAGGUUUAACCCACAGUAUGGCUUAAGAAAAAGACACAAAGAGGCAUGAGAGCCACUGGGCGGGCAGAAGUGUGAGGAUUUGCAAGCCAUGACCUGUGCUGCUGCUUGCAGCAAGUUUCCUCCAAAUGCAGAGCAGGGCUUUGCAGCCGGCAUGCUGCCAGAAGAUGCAUGAGAUGGGGAGAGAUAAGGGCGAGGUGGAGGCGAGGCUAGAUGGCAGCGAGGUCAUGCUGUACUGGGAACAAUGUGCACUUGCAUAUGGGUGUUCGCUCAUGCACCUCACUGGGUUCAGCAUCCUGAGACCAUUCUCUGUUUUGGUGUGAGCCAGUGGGCAGGACAACCCCUGCUUGCCCGUGGGGAUGCUUGGAGUUUUCAGCUAAUACAGAUAAGAAAGAGCUCAGAACUUCUGCUUAAACCACUUCAGAGCAGAGGUGGGGUAUGAAACACAGCGCAUGAGACACAACUGACGGCGCGUGCUGAAAGCAGCAGUGAGGCGGCACCUCCCAAAACACCCCAAAGCAACCAGAAAGGGUCCAAGGCACCGCAUGUACCAAGGAUGGACUCCAAACCACAACCUAAAGCAACACGGUAACGUAUGGCCAGACCGUCAAAGCAUCACCACAGAGCUUCUUAUCCACCCCCUCCUGCACCCAUCCCCACGCAGCGCUCAGCCCCGCAUCCCAGCGGCUCACCGACAGCGAGGGGGUACCCUCGUCCUCCACAGUGACCAGCAGACAGUAGGAGCUCUGCCGCUCACGGUCCGGCGGGGAGGGUCGUGUGGCGAUCUCGCCGGUGACGCGGUCCAUGCGGAAGGUGAGGUCCUCAUUCCCGUGGGUGAUAUAGUAGGAUAGUACGCUGUUGAGGCCAGCAUCCCGGUCAGUGGCGCGCACCUGGACCACCGCCGUGCCCCCACCGACGUUCUGCAGGGAUACACAUACAGAGGCAUGAUAAAACGUAGAAAAGACGUCGUUCAUUAUAUUGGUAACAUCAUUCUAAUAUAGAGUGGGAUUUCCCAGGCAGUGUGCUGCUCCAGGCUCCAAACUCCAUCCCGGCAUCCAGCAAAGCAGGGGCUGUCCCCCUUGACCAGCACGUUGGGAUGAAGCCCUUGGGUUUCCUGCUGCAGACAGCCAUGCAUUUGGUGCUAUCUGGGCUCUUUAAGUGUAAAACCUGAAGGUGGAGGCUGUGUAAUGCACUCAGAGUUCAGCUAAUUAUUUCUAGAUGGUCCCAUUACAGGGGAAAUCAAAAGAGAAAUUCUGUUCUUCGACCAGCUCCAACCAUGCAUUACAGAGAUAAGGAAAUCCUAACAGGGCAAUAAUGUUAAUGCGAAACUGUUCAUCAUGAGCAGCACUCCCACGCAUCCGAGUGUCACUAUCGCUUAUAUUUCAUUUUUCACCCUCAAAUGGAGAACCCAUGGCCCAGGAAUUAAACCUGCAGGAAAUAA
Messenger RNA from Gallus gallus (chicken), 3563 nucleotides. It is a transcript of the gene VSIR, whose product is annotated as V-set immunoregulatory receptor. Gene Ontology annotation, cellular component: plasma membrane. Bases 49 to 981 code for a protein of 310 amino acids. The transcript has 7 exons. Gene Ontology annotation, biological process: positive regulation of regulatory T cell differentiation; regulation of immune response; negative regulation of CD4-positive, alpha-beta T cell proliferation. The record is from RefSeq and is a predicted model, not a curated record. NCBI's taxonomy places the organism in Eukaryota, Metazoa, Chordata, Aves, Galliformes, Phasianidae.